AGCACCCGCGGACGGAGACUCGGCUUCCAGAUCGCGCAGCACGUGGAGCGCGGGGCUGCGGGUGCAGUUGUGCUCCCCACGGUCUGAUCCCAGGCUUUGCAGCCCUAGCGAAGCUGGAUGACCUUGUCACCCUAGGAGGCGCGAUCACGUGGUUCAGGGUCUGGGGACAUGGCCAGAAAGGCUCUCAAACUUGCUUCAUGGACCAGUGUGGCUCUUGCUGCCUCUGGUGUCUACCUCUACAGCAACAACUACUUGGACCCUAAUGACUUUGGCGCUGUUCGGGUGGGCAGAGCUGUUGCUACGACAGCUGCCAUCAGUUAUGACUAUCUCACCUCCCUGAGGAGUGUCCCAUAUGGCUCAGAGGAGUAUUUGCAGCGCCGAUCCCAGGUGCAUCUCCGCUCUGCCAGACGUCUUUGUGAGCUCUGCUGUGCCAACCGGGGCACCUUCAUCAAGGUUGGCCAGCACCUGGGGGCUCUGGACUACCUGCUGCCAGAGGAGUACACCAGCACGCUGAAGGUGUUGCAUAGUCAGGCCCCACAGAGCAGCAUGGAAGAGGUCCGACAGGUCAUCCGAGAAGACCUAGGCAAGGAGAUCCAUGAUUUGUUCCUGAGCUUUGAUGACACCCCUCUGGGGGCAGCCUCCCUGGCCCAGGUCCACAAGGCGGUGCUGCAUGAUGGUCGGACUGUGGCAGUGAAGGUCCAGCACCCGAAGGUUCAAGCUCAAAGCUCCAAGGACAUUCUCCUGAUGGAGGUGCUUGUCCUGGCUGUGAAGCAACUCUUCCCAGAUUUUGAAUUCAUGUGGCUGGUGGAUGAAGCCAAGAAGAAUCUGCCUUUGGAGUUGGACUUCCUAAAUGAAGGGAAGAACGCAGAGAAAGUGGCCCACAUGCUUAAGCACUUUAGCUUCCUAAAGGUCCCCCAGAUCCACUGGGAGCUGUCCACCAAGAGGGUGCUCCUGAUGGAGUUUGUGGAGGGCGGGCAGGUGAACGACAAGGAUUACAUGGAGAAGAACCGGAUCGAUGUGAACGAGAUAUCCUGCCACCUGGGCAAGAUGUACAGCGAGAUGAUCUUUGUCAAUGGCUUCGUGCACUGUGACCCCCACCCAGGCAAUGUGCUAGUGCGGAAGCAUCCAGACACGGGCAAGGCUGAGAUUGUCCUCUUGGACCAUGGGCUUUACCAGGUGCUCACAGAGGAGUUCCGCCUGGACUACUGCCGUCUGUGGCAAUCCCUGAUCUGGACUGACAUGGAGAGGGUGAAGCAGUACAGCCAGCGCCUAGGGGCUGCAGAGCUCUACCCACUGUUUGCCUGUAUGCUGACAGCCCGGUCCUGGGACUCAGUCAAAAGAGGCAUUGGACAAGCUCCAGUCACUGCCACUGAGGACUCAGAGAUCCGCAGUAAUGCGGCCAACUACCUGCCUGAGAUAAGCCAGCUCCUGAACCACGUGCCUCGCCAGAUGCUGCUCAUCCUGAAGACCAAUGAGCUACUCCGCAGCAUUGAGACCGCCCUGGGCACCCGGUCCAGUGCCAGUUCCUUCCUCAACAUGUCUCGGUGUUGUAUCAGGGCACUGGCCGAGCAGAGGAAGAGAGACGCCUGCUCAUUCUUCAGAAGGACCCAGAUAUGUUUCAGUGAGGCCUUUAGCCUUUGGCAGAUCAACCUUCAUGAACUUCUGCUUCGAGUGAAGGGCUUGAGGCUACCUGGCUGGGUCUCAGCUCUCCUGGGCUGGCUGACUCGGGCUCCUCACUGAGUGUGACUUGUCGUUCCCUGCCCCUUCCUAGUGUCUUUCCACACCUCAUUUGUUCCUUUAUGCUCAGUAUCCACUGACCCAUGUCUGCCCAGGGUUGGCCUGUGGUCCGAUGAUGGUUGUCCAUGGCACCGUCACACUCUGCUGUUGGAGCCCCCCACUGCAGACUUGUCUUGGGGCCCUGGACUGUACUGGAGACUGAAUUUCUUUCCUCUAAGGAGGGGAUAAAGCAACCUUUUUCCCAUUUCCUGUUGGUGCCAUUGGCUUGGUCAUUCCCACUUUGUGGGGAUUGUCAGGAAGGGCCAACCACAUGUGCCAAAAGGGCACGUUUAACUUAUAGGAAAUCAGUAGGUUCUUGGAACUUGCUAAAGAACAGACUUUGUAUUUUUGCCAUAUCACUCCCAAAGGUGUCUCGCCACAGUGAGGAAGGCUGCAUCUGAGAAUAAGCUGUGCAGCUGUGGGUUCAUGCUGUCACGGUGACACCUCCAGUAUUAUAUAUAUUGUGUUUCAAUAAACCCUUUCAAGGUUGCAGGGAC
Messenger RNA from Cricetulus griseus (Chinese hamster), 2273 nucleotides. NCBI's taxonomy places the organism in Eukaryota, Metazoa, Chordata, Mammalia, Rodentia, Cricetidae. The record is from RefSeq and is a predicted model, not a curated record.